UGUUUUCUUUCCUUCGUUUUAUAAACAGAAUUUUUACCUAUCGUUGUUGUAACGCACAUACUCAAUAAUCAUGGAAAAGGAAUUAGAUAAAGUAGUAGAGGAGAUCAUGUCGACUCCUAAUGUGAGUGGGUGUUUAGUAGCGGACCACCAAGGAUUAUGUUUGGCUGCGAAAGGUACAGCGCAUGUUGACUCAGCGGGUAUUGUAGUGGCGAUAUCGGAGCAGGCGUGUAAAAUACAACCGAAUUUGAAGCCUCCCACUGUGUGCUUAGAGACAGACAAGAAACAGUGCUUGAUUCAGCGACACGGAACCAUCACGGGAGCUAUAAUCAAACAAAAAUCGUAGCUUGGCCGUUACUUGGGAGGAAAUAAGCAAGAAGCAACUGGACCGAGUAUAAGAUUGAAUGACUAGAUGUUAUCCUUGUUAAACGAGAAAGGAUUGAUUCUAACCAUCAAGCCUAUGAGAUAACUAAUUACUAUACAUG
Messenger RNA from Spodoptera exigua (beet armyworm), 482 nucleotides. The record is from the annotation of a GenBank genome assembly. Lineage: Eukaryota; Metazoa; Arthropoda; Insecta; Lepidoptera; Noctuidae.